Messenger RNA from Thyridium curvatum, 2733 nucleotides. RefSeq lists its product as uncharacterized. The transcript is spliced from 3 exons. Bases 1 to 2733 code for a protein of 910 amino acids. Lineage: Eukaryota; Fungi; Ascomycota; Sordariomycetes; Thyridiales; Thyridiaceae. The record is from RefSeq and is a predicted model, not a curated record.
AUGGCACCCCAAAGAUUCGCCAGUGUCAAGCUCAAGAACCGCCCGACCGUGCGAGUCGCCGCCGCUUUUCGUGACGACGCAAGCCUAGUCGCGCUCCGAUAUGAACAGACGGUCCAGGCCGAACCUCCAAUUCAUAUAAUCCCCAUCCCACCUCGCAACCCGGCCCGCGCCAGUCGCCCUCCCUCAGGUUUCUCGCCAACCAACUCUGUUGCAUCGCCAAUAGUCGUGGUCCCGCCGUCUGCUCCUCCCCGAGAGCAGCAUCCUGCUCUGCGCAUUCGCUCAGACGUCUACACAGUUGAUGAGGAAAACAAACGCGACUCUGGCCUGGCAUCGACCCCGUCGACCGUGACAACCCGCGAGGAAUCUCUGGAGGAUUUAUCCUUCGACAAAGCCAGUGGAUCCGACCAGGACCGAUCAUCGUACACAAGCGACCGGAGCAGCUUCACCACUACCACCACAUCCACUUCACAGCCACAGUCCCAGGCACUGUCGCGUGCUCAAUCUCCCGAGGCCGGAGAAAUCACGCUCGAGUCUGUCUGGGAGGAUCCAAGACCCGCGCCGCCGCAUCCCGUCGCUGCGCGGGAUGCAAAUGCCAAUCCGGCCAAGUCGAGCUCCCGCCGUUCUGGAAAGACUAACCGCCUGAGGAAGAAGAGCAUGGCCGAAAAGGGAACUGCGACGCCGGCUCCGCCAACCGUUGCGGCCAAUGCGACAUCAGGGAACCCACAAGUGCCGGGAGCCAGCACCCCCAGCCCCGCCAGCACCCCCGUUGACAAGGAUUUCACUCCUAUCAAUACGAGCAUCCCAACCGACAAAUUGCUCGAGGAUGAUUUCCUCACGAAACUGUCCUUCUCUAAAAGAGGCAGUGUCAUGUUCGGCGGGAAGCGCGCAUUCCUCGCACCUUCACUCAUGGAUCGAUCCUCUGAACGGGCCCCUGGCGCAACGGCGGCAACGCGCCAAAACUCUGCCGCCGCGACGGGCGAUGCGACAAACGACCCCAAGGACCUCCCCAAGGCGCUGUCGAUACCAAACAUCCGGGUCCUGUCGGUAGAAGUAGAGAGGGAAUCACAAAAGGUGAGAUCGCUCUAUGAAUCUGGCGAGGCUCUCAAUUGGGAAGACGGGGGCCAGUCCUCGUCGCUCGGCGAGCGCCUGGAGCCCACCGCCGAGCUCCCAUCUCAAGGAGACGAGAAAGUCGCUUCUCCUUCUUCUCAAGACGACAAUGCAACCCUCCUACGACCGUCAAGUACGCACCGGUCUUCUUCGCCGCAACGAGAUAGGUCGCCAGAGAAGGCAUUCGAGCGCGCUGGUGGCAUUGAGGACUGGCAAGAUGUGAAUGAUGGCGAUGUCGAUCGUUAUGGAUUCAUUAGUCCAAAGAGGCCCGUGUCGCGGGCUACGACCUCAGAUACGCGCUCGGAGAGGCUGGCUCCAAGGAGGAGGAAUGUCCUGGUUAAGAGACCUGACUCUGCUGUCUACUCGUCGUCGCCGCUGGCGGUUCCUCGUGGACCAAGCAGGAAGGUCUCUGCACGCUCGCUACACACACAGAAUUCCGAAUUCUCUACUGCGUCGAGACGGUCGGCGCGGUCCUCUCUGCGCACAGCGACUAACUUGCUGCCGCACAACAAGGACAGAAAAGUGCUGGAUGAAGCCGGCGAUAUGCUGACGCUGACGCCCGGGCUGUCAGACAUUGCGGAGGACGAGCAGGGUGAUAAGAUCUCUGAGGCUCUCAAGAGGAAGGAAUGGGAACGAUCUGAAAAGUGGCGCAAGAUGGCCAAGGUUGUCAAGAAGGGCGAGGACGGCGAAGGCAUGGACUUCGAGUUUGACGUCAAGAAUCAAAAGUUGAUUGAUCGCACUUGGAAGGGCAUACCCGAUCGGUGGAGAGCGGCUGCUUGGUACUCAUUCCUGGCGACCAGCGCGAAGCGGCAGGGCGCAAAGACAACGGAUCAGGACAUCAUUGCGGCCUUCAAGCACUUGCAGGAGAUCAGCUCGCCAGAUGACGUCCAGAUCGACCUCGACGUGCCGAGGACGAUCAACAGGCACAUCAUGUUUCGGAGGAGGUACCGGGGUGGACAGCGGCUCCUCUUUCGAGUCCUCCAUGCCAUCUCUCUGUACUAUCCCGACAUCGGGUACGUGCAGGGCAUGGCUUCUCUAGCUGCCACCCUCCUGUGUUAUUACGAUGAGGAAAGAUGCUUUGUAAUGCUGGUGCGUAUGUGGGACUUGCGCGGACUCGAGAACCUCUACCAACCUGGCUUCGACGGCCUGAUGACGGCCCUCAAAGACCUCGAGAAGCACUGGCUGGGAAACAGAGACGUGGCGCGCAAACUAAACGAGCUUUGUAUCGAUCCGACGGCGUACGGAACGCGGUGGUAUCUGACCUUGUUCAACCUCUCCGUCCCGUUCCCGGCGCAGUUGCGCAUCUGGGACGUGUUCAUGCUCCUGGGAGAUGCACCUCUUCCUGACAAGGCCGACGCAAAGGCAAAAGCCAAGGCAGAAGCCAAGGCAAAAGACAAGGACAAGGACAAAGAGCAGCCUCAGGAGGCAGCCGCGCUCUUCAGCCUUGACAUCCUCCAUGCCGCCAGCUCUGCACUCAUCCAAGCGUUGAGGGAAGUGCUGCUCGAUUCUGAUUUUGAGAAUGCCAUGAAGGCACUGACCUCGUGGGUCCCAAUCAAAGACGAGGAUCUGCUCAUGAAGGUGAUACGUACAGAGUGGAAACAGCACAAGGGGAAGAAGAAGGGUUAA